This is a messenger RNA of Benincasa hispida (wax gourd), 732 nucleotides long. RefSeq names its product 17.3 kDa class I heat shock protein-like. NCBI's taxonomy places the organism in Eukaryota, Viridiplantae, Streptophyta, Magnoliopsida, Cucurbitales, Cucurbitaceae. The record is from RefSeq and is a predicted model, not a curated record.
UCUGUAUCACCGUUUAAGAAGCAACCCAUCUAGCAAUUUUUUCAAGUGAAGACGGCGAUGUCGUUGAUCCCAAGUUUUUUCAGCGGCCGGCGGAGCAACGUGUUCGAUCCAUUGUCUUUGGAUAUAUGGGAUCCAUUAGAAAUGAUGCAGUUUCCAGGGACUCUGGCGAACACCCCAUCCUCCGGGGAAACGACGGCAAUUGCAAACACUCGAAUAGAUUGGAAAGAGACGCCGGAGGCUCACAUACUGAAGGCGGAUCUGCCGGGGCUGAAGAAGGAGGAAGUGAAAGUGGAGGUUGAGGAAGGGAGAGUUGUGCAGAUAAGUGGGGAGAGGAGCAAAGAAGAGGAGGAGAGGAAUGAGAAAUGGCACAGAGUGGAGCGGAGCAUGGGGAAGUUUAUGCGGCGGUUCCGGCUGCCGGAGAAUGCGAAAAUGGAUGAGAUUAAGGCGAAUAUGGAGAAUGGAGUGUUGACUGUGACGGUGCCUAAACAGGAGGAGAGGAAGCCACAAGUUAAGGCCAUCGAUAUCGCGGGAUAGAGUUGUUGUUGCGCAGUGGCUUUGGUAAAUGUCAAAUAAAGAAGGCUUUCGCGUGUGUUUGUGUAAUGUAAAUAUGGAGUAACUGCUGUUUGUUUGUUCCUUUUUUUCUGGUUUUCUGGUGCUUCAAGAAACUAAAAAACAAUCUUGUAUCAGAUAUGAUAAAGCUUAUAUAUGUUUAUUAACUUUUUAUUUUUUAUG